UGGAGCCAGAGUUUCAUCUUUCACGGAAAUUCUCCAUCUCCCGAAGGUAAUCCCAUUCGUUGCUUCGAUCUCCGUUCUUCCUGCGAAUUGCGAAUCUAUAUAAUACAAAUUCAAUGUCAUCUUCGAUUUGGGUUUCUCAUGAUUCUGCUUUGAUUCCAUUGUUACUCUCUCGUGGUAUCAUCAGCAAUACAAGCACGUAUUAGAUCUCCGCGUUUCGAUUAAUUGAUUAUUUCAACACGAUGUCUGUCAUGUUCUAUUUUGCAUAUUGAAUCUUUUUGAAGACUACUAAUGUGGUAGUAUCCGUACGGUGCAGAAUUUGAAAGUGACUUCUGAGAAGUUAGUGAGAAUUUGGUGUUGGAUUAAAGUGAUAAAAGACCAAGAAACUGUAUUAAGUCUCUGAGAUCUUGGAAUAAUGACCGUUCCAGAAAGUGAAGAGGUGCUUAAUAUUCUUCUUUGAUGUUUUCUGGAUUUUGAAGAUCGUGCAAGUUUCUUAUAUGGUUAUAAUUAUUGUCAGUAAAUGUUCUAUUGACACUAUGCAGGUUGGUUUUAAGCCCAUCGCAUUGUCAGCUAGUGAUUAUGAUGCAAGUCUUCCUAUCAAGAAAAGGAGAUUUCUGGUAGUGCAAUUUCCUCCAUCUCCAUCUAAAGAUACAUCUUCAUUCCAUUCAGACGGAAAUUUAUUGAAGGCCGAGCGGCCAUCUCCAUCUAAAGAUUUAUCUUCUUUGACUCACAAUGAAAAUUUAAUAAAGACUGAGCAGCCGACUCUAUCUGUGACAAUAGUUUCAAGUUCUAGUGCAGUCACAAGUUCUGCAUUGUCGAACAAGAACCAGGACUGUGUUUCUGACAAGAAUAAAGGAAAACCUGAUUCUGAUUCAUGUUGUGUGGAUAUAGUCCGGAAUGAUAUUGGAACGCCAGGAGUCAAGUUUCAAGAACCCAGUGUGGGAGGACAUGCUUGUAUUAAUGGUUCUGUUGAAUAUGAAGGUAAAUCCUUGGUAUUGGUAAAACAUACGGUUCAUGCAUCACCAGAGAUCUGUGGGGGGUUGAAGUCAUCGUCAACUAGCCUCAACUCUGAUCCUCUUGCUGGUAACAAAGAGGAAGAAAUUGAUGUAAAAACGCCUGAAGAAAAGUGCAGCCCUCCAAUUUGUCAAGUUGGAGGAGGAGCUGGAGUCUCGGUAGGUUUGAAGGGACAUAUGGAUCCGAAAUUAGUUCCUGAAGAGAGUGAUUUGAAUUUCCUGAAGCAUAAUUCUUUGGAACCUGUGUUGCUGGACUUUCCAUUAAACAAACAAGGAAGUAGCACCCAGUGUGUCAAAGGUAAUGUAGCGUCUGAUGGUGAUGGUUCUCUUUUGCAGUCAAACAGGGAAAAAUGGGAUCUAAAUACCUCAAUGGAGUCAUGGGAGGGUUGUACUAUUGGUGAUGCACCUGUAGUGCAGAUAUCAGCCACUCAGACGAAUAUGGCUAUCGAAACUUAUGCUUGCUCAUCUGAAAUGGUUGAAAUUGUUAGUCCAUGCGGAAAGCAAACCCUUUUAGAUAGUGAACAUAAAGGAAACUCUAUUUAUUCAUGCAUACCAUCAAAAGAGCAUCUUCAUUUAAGUCUCGAUUCAUCUUAUCAGCAGCCUACGCUUGAAGAAGAUCCUUAUAUUUCUGAAUAUGAAUCAGAUGGCAACUGGGAUAUAGCUGAGGCUGUUGAUGAUAAUGAUAAUAAUAUAGAAGAAGACUAUGAAGAUGGGGAGGUCCGGGAAACAAUGCAGGAAACUGAAGUAGAGGUCCAUGUAUAUGAGAAAAGAGAAAUUGAGCCUUUGGAUCAUGCUUGUUGUAGUGACAAAAAGAUCAAUUCUGUUGGAUUGCCCGAUCAUGAAUUUUUUGCUUUAGGCCCUCUGGAGCAGGAAGCUAAACCAGAAAAUUUGGAUUAUAGAAGUGAAGACGAUGUUCAGGCUAUGACUAAAAGUAAAUCUCGUGAGCAAGUUCAUGAAGAUCUUUGUGUGAAAGAAUUACAUGCUGUAGAGAAUACUAUUAGUGAGAAGGCUGCAGGAAGAACCCAAUUGUCUCAGUAUGAUAAAAGGGACAACUUCGUGGGCCUGGACACUGCUGACAAAAUCAUAGAUGAGGAACUGAUUCCUACAUUUUCUCAGGGCGAGGUUGAGAAUGCUGUAGCAGUAGAUGUAGUGCAGAGUAGGGAUCUAACUUUGCCUACUGUAAAGGAGUCUGUAAAUGGUGAUGAUGCAAAGGAUAUCAAUGAAGGCACUAGAAAUAGUCGGAUAAUUAAUCUUAACCGAACAUCUACUGAUUCAACUUCUUGUAAGGCAAAAUCUAGCUUUGUCAGGUCAGGUUUAUCACAUACGGAUAGAGAGUUUGUACCCAACAUGGCAGUUGAAGGAGCAGAUGUGCAACCUCAAGAAAGAGAUGACGCGUACAGUAAUAUUACCAAGAAAAUUUCUGUAGACAGACACCAGGGUCAGUCACCGUGGAUGAAUUUUAGUCAUAGAAGAGGGAGAAGUACCAAUAGGUUGGACAACCGAUCUGAGGAAUGGGAUUUUGGUCCCAACUUUUCUCCUGAAACAUUCACUGACCAGCGGAUAGAUUACCAUGUUCCUGGUCUUGAUCAAAACCGAUAUAAGAUUAUACCUGAUGGUCCAUUUGGUGGUGCUAACCAUCGUGGUAGAGAAUUGUUAGAGGAUGAGGGACCUUUUUUUUUCCAUGGACCCUCAAGGAGGAAGUCACCUGGAAGAAGACAUGGGCCUGGUGUACGAGGUGGAAAAAUGGUUAACAGAAUGCCUAGAGAUUUUAGUCCAAGUAGAUGCAUGGAUGAAGGUGGCUCUUUUGAUCGACAACAUGGUGAAAAGUUCACUAGGAAUUUUGCUGAUGACACAAUGGAUCCGAUGUAUGCACGACCCCAACCUCCAUACGACGUAGACAGACCUUUCUUCCGGGAAAGAAGGAACUUCUCAUUCCAAAGAAAAACUUUUCCCAGAAUUGAUUCUAAAUCUCCAGUAAGAUCCCGAGCUCGCUCUCCUAGCCAAUGGUUCUCUUCGAAAAGAUCUGAUAGGUUUUGUGGACGCCCUGAAUUGACACAUCGAAGAUCUCCAAAUUAUAGAACGGAUAGGAUGAGAUCUCCCGAUCAGCGUCCUAUACGUGGGUAUGUUCCAGGCCGAAGACAAGGAUUCCAUUUCCUUUCACCAUCUGAUGAAUUGAGGGAUGUGGGUCCUGCACCUGACCAUGGCCCUAUGAGGUCUAUUAUCCCUAAUAGGAAUCAGACUGAAAGAUUACCACUUAGAAACAGAAGUUAUGAUGCUAUAGAUCCUCGAGGAAGGAUUGAGAACGAUGAACUUUUUGAUGGCCCUGUACGUUCAGGUCAAUUGACUGGGUACAAUGGUGGUGAACUAGAUGACGACGAAAGAAGAUUUCAUGAGAGACAUGAACCUCUUCAUUCUUUUAAGCAUCCAUUUGAUGAUUCUGAUGGUGAGAGAUUUCGAAACAACGGGGAGGAUUGUUCUAGGCCUUUUAGAUAUUGUGCAGAGAAUGACUCCAGAAUUUCAUGGAAGAGAAGGUAGCUUUUGGGGAGAAAGACGGAGAGUUAAGGAUCUCUACCAAGGGAGAGGAGAUUGCUUUAGACUAGGCCAUUCUGUUAGUUUAAGUUAGAUGUUUUGUAGGUGAUAUUUUAUGGUGCAAAGGGGGACAUAUUUUUGUUCUCUUUUGUUUUAUUUCAUAAUUGCAAUUGUAAAGAAUUUCAUUUCUAUGCAGAAGAGUUGCUUCUCAAGUGCUAUUGUGACUUCAAACUGACUAAACCAACACUAUGAAAAUUUUGUUCUCUAAAA
Messenger RNA from Benincasa hispida (wax gourd), 3809 nucleotides. Lineage: Eukaryota; Viridiplantae; Streptophyta; Magnoliopsida; Cucurbitales; Cucurbitaceae. The record is from RefSeq and is a predicted model, not a curated record.